CAAACGUCAUCUGUGACACCGUUUGAUUUACAUUUUCCGUUGAAAUUCGAAUUUGUUUUGCAUCUUUUAUCACAAAUUUUAUCCGAUUCUAUUUCGACGCAUAGUAAGAACAUUAAUUAUUAAAAUGGAGCUGACGAUACCGUAAAACCUAAUAAGUCUUUACAAAUUGAAAUGUCCAUAAACGUAACAGUCACAGGAAAUCCAGUAAGCAUAAAAAGAGGAAAAAUGGUAACAGCAGACCCAAAUUACAACCAAAAAGAGUUCGAACGAAGAAGAAUAAUGCGACUGGAGCAAGUUAGACAACAGUCCAAAGAUAUAGCUGAAGAUGUGAGAAAUAAGGUUAGACUAGAGAAGGAGAAACAAAUGAAACAAAUUGAGGAAGAAGGAAAGCAUAAACUGAAGAAUUGGCAGAAUAGGAAGUUGCUAGAGUUACAAACGCAGUUUCAGGAAGCCUUAAAAGAGUUGGGUACUGGAUUCAAGGAGGCAGAAAAAGAGCAAGAAGAAGCUGAAGUGCGAAUAGAACAGGAUGAACGAAACAAAAAAGUUUCCAAAGCAAGAGCCGAGGUUGCUGCUACCAAGCUACAAAUUGAAAAAGAUGAAGAAUCCAGAAUGAAAACAGCCCAUAUUGAGAGAAAGAAGAUCACUAGAGAAAUUGAAAAUGCCAGAUCUGCCCUGGUCACCAGUCUCAAGAAUAACAAGUCCAGGUUGGGUGAACCAAGCGCAAAAAAGAAAAAACACAAGUCUUCAGCAGAUAUAAGCAUCACCAUACCUGACUCAACCUCUGAAAGCAGUGAAGCAACAGAUAAACCAUCACCUAGCUUAGCAGAUGCUCAAGAUGACCUACGUGUUUCCAGCCCAUCAAAAAUGUCAGAAGAUUCUGGACCUAGUGGAGAUUCUGGACCCAGAUCUCCAUUGAAAUCAGCCUGUUGCAGGGAGGAGGGUACUAGAGAUCAUACAAUUGGUUUGGAGAAAAGAGAAACAGUGUUUCCAUCAACAAGUACACAACAUGGAUACUCCUUGUAUGGAACUCAAAGAAUCUAUGACCUUCCAGUUGAUACUAGAAUCUCUGACAGAAUUAAACAACGUCAACUUUCGAGAACCCCAGAUCAAACUCCUCUUGAGAUCAGGUACUCAGACAUUUGUGUGGAAUGUAGAAAAUGUAAAGUUAUUUCUGCAUGUGAAUGUUUAGAAAAAAUGACUUGCAUUUGCUGUAAAUCCAAGGUUGAUAGACUUUGCUCAAACUGUAAAACACUUGGUGCUAAAGGAAGACAGGCGCCUCUUGUCAACCAAAAAUUGUUUGACAGCAAUGAACAACAAAUUCAAGCAAAAGAUAGCGACCAAAGUCAUAUACCCGACUUUGGUAGUAAUAGAUUGUAUCCUCAGAGUUCCAAAAGCCAACUCCAGACUGAUAACGGUGUGAAACCAAAAAUGGUGUCAAAAGACGUACAGACUGUCGACGAAAUACCGAAAAAACCUACUGUCAAACUGAGGAACAUAAAAGAAAAAUCCAUAAGUAGCUCUAAAGCAACUAUCAAUAGUCAAAGUAACGUCAAUGUUUAUGAGCAUAGGAACAGAUUUUCUCGAGAAAAAAUUGUCCCACCUGGUUCCUUUGUAACAAAAGUAUCGGCUGAUGAUAUCGAGAUAGUACCGCCUGAAGUCUCAGAAACGGAUUUGUCGCAGAAAACCAAACAGUCUGAGGUUAACGCUCAUCUACGCGGUCUGAGAGCUUUAGAAAAACAAAGAAUCCAAAAAGACUAUGAAGAAAUGUUGAGAAAACUACCUUUGCUUCAAAAACAGGAAAGGACUUGCGAGAUUGGUAAAGAUAAGCCGGAAUAUCACAUGUCAGAGGGAAGAUUGAAAGAAAAAGAGAGACAGAAACAACAGAAAAUGGAGAAUGCUUAUAAUAAACUCUUUCCCAAUUUAAAGCCAGCUGUCAUCACUUUGCCAAGAAAAAACCAACAAUCCGAUACAAAACGAGAGAAUGUUGACCCAACCAAUUCUAUCAAUGUUGGAGAAUGGGACGUUGAUUUUAAGGAACCCAAAAUGUUUACAGCUGAGGAAGUACAAGAAAUAAUACACGCUUAUACCAAUCAACAUCCAAAGUUGAGGCAAGAGAAGCUCAAAGACUUGUUGAAGAACUUGAAGUUGCAGAAAGAAGAGUUGGUUAGAGAAAUUCAAAAGCUUCCUGCAGACAGUAGUGUGAAUGAACUUAUAAACGAUUUGAACUCAUUUAGUGAAGAAGACUUGAAAUGUAAGGAUAAGGUUAAGAGGAAACGACCAGUUGAGAGUGACUUUGAUAGUAGUUUGACCGAUACUUCAGAGAAAACCGUGAGUAGUGGCAAACAUAAAGUCAAAAGUAAAUCACCGAGAAAGAAAGUAAAAAAAUCAAGUAGUAAGAAAGUGCUGAUUUUACAAAAUACUAGCACGCAAACGACGCCCAAACCGAGCAAGAGUGAUGGGAAAAGGAAAAAAGAAUCAACAGUCGAUGAAACAGAUUCAAAAGAGUCUCUAAAUGCUAAGAGAUCAGAAUCUGAUGAGGUAUCAGACAAAGGGCCAUGUAAAUGUUGUAAAUCGCAUGUGCCCUGCAAAUGUAACAAAGAAAAUGAGACGUCGGAAGAACUGUGUAAAAUUUUGAUAAAACUGGAUGAGAAUGAUAAGCAUGAAGUUGUGGUGAAGGCUAAGGAUGUUGAGACUGUCGUGUCGCCAAAGGGGUCUCCUAAGAAGGCUAAAAAACCUACAAGUGAAUCAGAUGAAGAAUUGAGAUCGAUACUAGAUUUUGCCAAAAAGCUUAAAGACAAGCCCAAGAAAGUUACGACUCAAGAUGUCCAGACCUCACCGAUACCCCAACAAAAAGAUUCUCGAGAGAGCGUCAGUAGACCAAAAAAGGCUCAGAGUACACCGAAGGAAGUUUCUGAAGACAGGUCAAGGACUUGGAGGACACAACUUAGCAAAAACUCAUCCUCAUCGGCUAGCACUUCGUACAUGAGUCCGCCGGAUUUUCAUAGACUUGUUAUUCAGAAUCAGAGCAGCAGGAGCAAGCAGCCUUCUUAUGAUCCAAAAAAGCCGCAACAAACUAAUAUGAAUGGUUUUCCACAGUCGCGGGAAGAGUCCAGUGUCCCGAGACGUCGAUUGCUAGAGUACGUGACAAAACUACUGGGAAUGUCGAGAGCGAGUGUUGAGAAUCUCAGCGUUUCUUCAGUUAGCACGGUGCCAACGCCGAGUCAGAGUAUUGUCGAGGUGGAGUCCAACAUCCCCACUGCGCAACUGGAAGAGUUGGUGAAACAGUUCAACAAGAGGAUAUUCGAACAAGCCAACGAUCUGAGCUACUCUUCAUCCAUGUCGCCUUGUCCGAAUAAUAGCAGUGCUAGUAGCAGUGGAAGAACUGCCAAAAGCAAACAAGCUGAAACACCUUCGGAGCGUCAAGAAGCAUCCACAAGUAGCAGCGACCUAAAAUACGACACUGUUUCAAAGGCAUACGCAGAUAUAACAGAAUCGUGCACCAGAAGAAUUGAAAAUCUAUCUUCGAUGAUAAACAAGAUCCGAGAAGAGAAAGACCAGAUUCUGAAAAAUCCUCCUCUUAGUGCUAGAGCUGAAACGAAAAAUGGUACAGGUAGUGACAAAGAACACUCGACAGCUUAUAUGGAUCUACCAGAGGGAAGUGGCAAGAGCAGCUCUUCCUCUUCUUUGAGCGAAGAAGAAGUUUACAAGAAACUGUUGGAGAUAGAUAUGAGCCUGGCGGAUAAGUUGAGGCUUUUCAGUAAAGAGAAAACCGAGGCAGAAGAUGGACAAGAAGCAGCGAAUAAAACUACAGAAGAAAUGGUAGAGAGAUUGCAAAAGUUGACCAAUUUAGAGCCGAUAACUGAAGGAGAAUGUUUAGGAGAAAGUGAGGAGUAUGUUUCGUUUCUGUCUGACAUACCGAAACUUCCGAAGUUUGAGCCGCAUGUGGAGACGAAAAAUGGAGGCAGCAAUAGUAGAAGGCCACCUCCAUCUAAAGGACUAGCUAUUGCAAAACGUUUGAAUCAGGAUAUAUCUUUGGUACCCCACGAACUUUCUACUAUUCAAGAGACCGAGAGCCAGCUAUCAAACAAAAAUGGGCUCAGUCCAGAGACACCAAGAGCAGUGACAAAAAGCAUUGAUGUGAUCCCCGAAGUAUCUACAGGCACUCAAAAAGAAAACAUCAGUUCACCUGUAGGAAAAAGUCCACAGGUUUGCGACAAAUCUACGUGUGGCAACAUGAAAUCAGGAAGCUCGUCUUCCCCAGGUACAUCUACGUGCAACAAGUUAUGUUCGUCAAGCUCUAGCGAUGAUGUAGAAGCAUUAGAAGCGAUGCUUAGAAGUAUUGGUAUGGAAUGGGCUAUUCCUACUCUUCACAAAACCAAAGAUGCUUUGGCUCUUAGUUCGAGUUCAAGCUCUGUGGAUAUGAGCUCCAGAAGGAACGACACUGCAGACCCCAACAUCAGUCUCAAAACGUUCUUGAAGAAGAAACUGGCAGGAAAGUUGAAUCUGUCAGAUUUGACAACGAUCUCGACGGAAACGUCUGAAAUGAAAGAGAGAAGUCAGAGGACUUCAACGCCUGUGGUGAGCAGUAAGAGUCAGAAUCAUAGCAAAAGCAAGGAUUCCAAGUUGAUGUUUUCUGAUACAGAGUUAUCCUCGGUGAGAAAUGAUACUAGCUGAAAGUGCCUUUUAUUUUUUAUUGUGUAAUUUUUGUAAUGAUUAAAAGUGAUAGAAUUUUAUUUGACAAUAAAUCAAUUUUUAUUAUA
Messenger RNA from Acanthoscelides obtectus, 4760 nucleotides. NCBI's taxonomy places the organism in Eukaryota, Metazoa, Arthropoda, Insecta, Coleoptera, Chrysomelidae. The record is from the annotation of a GenBank genome assembly.